GGAGGAAAUAAUUUACAAAAUGCUCCUAGAGGUCCCGUAAGAGAUUUUGUAGAAAAACAUAAUGGUCAUACUGUAAUUACAAAAAUUUUAAUAGCAAAUAAUGGUAUAGCAGCUGUUAAAGAAAUUAGAUCCAUUAGGAAAUGGGCUUAUGAAAUAUUUGGUGAUGAAAGGGCUAUACAAUUUACCGUAAUGGCUACUCCUGAAGAUUUAAAAAUCAAUGCCGAAUAUAUUCGAAUGGCUGAUCAAUAUAUUGAAGUACCUGGUGGUUCUAAUAAUAAUAAUUAUGCUAAUGUUUCUUUAAUUGUUGAUAUUGCUGAACGUACUGGCGCUCAUGCUGUUUGGGCUGGUUGGGGUCAUGCAUCUGAGAAUCCUAGAUUACCUGAAUCUUUGGCUCAAAGUAAAAAUAAGAUAGUUUUUAUUGGUCCUCCUGGUUCUGCGAUGAGAUCUUUAGGUGAUAAAAUAUCUUCUACGAUUGUGGCUCAAUCUGCAAAUGUUCCUACAAUGGAUUGGAGUGGUAGUGGUGUUGUUCAAACUGAAAUUGAUGAUCAAGGUCAUGUUAUAGUUCCUGAAAGUGCUUAUGAACAAGCUUGUGUUAAAGAUGCUGAUGAUGGUUUAGAUAAAGCAAAAAAAAUCGGGUUUCCUGUUAUGAUUAAAGCUUCUGAAGGUGGUGGUGGUAAAGGAAUAAGAAAGGUUGAAAAUUCUGAAAAUUUUAAACAAGCUUUUGUUCAAGUUCAAGGUGAAGUUCCUGGUUCUCCAAUUUUUAUCAUGAAACUUGCUGGGAAUGCUCGUCAUCUUGAAGUUCAAGUUUUAGCUGAUCAAUAUGGAAAUGCUAUCUCUUUAUUUGGAAGGGAUUGUUCUGUUCAAAGGAGACAUCAAAAAAUUAUUGAAGAAGCUCCUGUUACUAUUGCUAAACGUGAAACUUUUGAAGCUAUGGAAAAAGCUGCUGUAAGAUUAGCGAAACUUGUAGGUUACGUUAGUGCUGGUACUAUAGAAUAUCUUUAUAGUCAUGAAAGAGAUUUUUUUUGUUUUCUUGAAUUAAAUCCAAGAUUACAAGUUGAACAUCCUACUACAGAAAUGGUUUCAGGUGUAGAUUUACCUGCUGCUCAAUUACAAAUUUCUAUGGGAAUUCCACUUCAUCAAAUUCGUGAUAUAAGAGUUCUUUAUGGUUUAGCUCCUAGUGGUACUUAUGAAAUAGAUUUUGAUUUUUCAAAUCCUGAAUCUCUUCAAACUCAGAGAAGACCUGCUCCAAAAGGUCAUGUGAUAGCUGUUCGUAUAACCGCUGAAAAUCCUGAUGCUGGUUUUAAACCAAGUAGUGGUAUGGUACAUGAACUUAACUUUCGUAGUAGUACUAAUGUUUGGGGUUAUUUUUCUGUUAAUUCUGCUGGUGGUCUUCAUGAAUUUGCUGAUUCUCAAUUUGGUCAUAUUUUCGCUUAUGGUGAAAAUCGUCAACAAUCUCGAAAAAAUAUGGUGGUUGCUUUAAAAGAAUUAUCAAUUCGUGGAGAUUUUAGAACUACUGUUGAAUAUUUAAUUAAAUUACUUGAAACUCAAGCAUUUGAAGAAAAUAGUUUUACAACUGGUUGGUUAGAUAUGUUAAUAUCUGAUGAAAAUUUAACAGCUGAAAAACCUGAUAAAAUGUUGGCAGUCAUAUGUGGUGCUGUUACAAAAUCUUAUACUGAAACUAUGGAAUCCGUUUCUGAAUAUAAACGUUUCUUGGAAAAAGGUCAAAUUCCUAACAAAGAUAUAUUACGUACUGUUUUUACUACUGAUUUUAUAUAUGAAGGAGUUCGAUAUAAAUUUACUGCUACCAGAUCUGCUCCUCAUUCUUUUACACUUUAUUUAAAUGGAUCAAGAGUACAAGUUUGUGUUAGAGCUCUUACUGAUGGUGGAUUAUUAGUUUUAUUGGAUGGAAAGAGUCAUACUUGUUAUUUUCGUGAAGAAGUUCAAGGAAUUAGAUUGAUGAUUGGUGGUAAAACUUGUUUACUCGAACAUGAAAAUGAUCCAACACAAUUACGUUCACCUUCGCCAGGAAAACUUGUUAGAUUUUUGGUAGAGUCCGGUGAUCAUGUAAAUAGAGGUGAUGCUUUCGCUGAAAUUGAGGUGAUGAAAAUGUAUAUGCCACUUGUUGCAACAGAAGAUGGUAUAGUUCAAUUCAUAAAACAACAAAAUUCAACACUUGAAGCUGGUGAUAUCAUUGGUAUUCUCACUCUUGAUGAUCCUAGUCGAGUUCGUCACGCGUUACCUUUUGAAGGACAAAUCCCUGCAAUGAAUCCUCCUGUUAUAAUUGGUGAUAAGGCUCAUCAGAGAUAUCGUGAAGUCUUUCAUAUUCUUGAGUGUAUACUGGAUGGUUAUGAUAAUCAAGCUAUGUUACAGUGUAGUGUUAAAGAAUUAAUAGAACUUUUAAGAAAUCCUGAACUCCCUUAUUUAGAAUAUCAUGAAGUAUUGUCAACACUUUCUGGUAGAAUUCCAUCCAAGCUUGAAGCGUCUUUACAAAAAAUUUCUAGUGAAACAUAUAAUCAAGGAUUAGAAUUUCCUGCCAAAACAUUAAAAGAAAUGAUAAUUAAUUAUUCUCGUGAUUCUGUCAAUCCUUCGGAUCUCAUAAGUUUUGAAUCUACAAUCGCUCCUUUGAAUGAAAUUCUUGAUCGAUAUGUUUCUGGUAUAAAAUAUCGGAAAUGGAAUGAUAUCAUUUAUUUAUUGAACAAAUAUCAUGAAGUUGAAGUUUUAUUCUCGAACUCUGAUAAACGCGAUAAACGCGAGGAAGAAGUUGUUCAUUCUUUACGUGAUAAAUACAAGGAUGAUUUGGAUAAGGUCAUAACUACAAUUUUAUCGCAUUCCAAAAUAGGAUUAAAGAAUAAUUUAAUAUUGCAUCUUUUAGAUCAUAUUAAACCUGAAAAUGUUGGGCAAGCUCUUGAUAAAUUCUUUUCACCUAUUUUGAAAAAAUUGGCCGAACUUAGAGGUCGUUUCACAACAAAAGUUUCAUUAAAAGCACGUGAAUUACUAAUUCAUUGUCAUUUACCUUCUUAUGAAGAAAGAUACACUCAGAUGGAACAAAUAUUGAAAGCUGCAGUUAUUGAAAGUCAUUAUGGAGAUGAUGGUUAUGAUUAUCGAACUCCAAGUUAUGAUUCACUUAAAGAAUUAAUUGAUACAAGAUUUUCAGUUUUUGACGUACUUCCAAAUUUUUUUUAUCAUCAAGACAAUUGGAUUGGACUUGCUGCGUUAGAAGUUUACGCUAGGCGUGCUUAUCGUGCCUAUCAAUUAAUGGAUGUUGAAUAUCAUACAGAUAGCGUUCCAUUUAUGGUUUCUUGGAACUUUUUACUUCAUAGUGCUCAAGCUAAUAGUUCAAAAUCAGAACCUUUUACUAUGAGACGAUCUGGUUCAAUAUCGGAUUUAAGUUAUAUGAUUCCAAAAACUGAGAAUGAACCUUUACGUAUUGGUGCUAUGAUUGCUUGUACUUCGAAUGAAGUAAUAGAAAAAAAUUUACCACGUAUAUUAGCAUUAUUCCCAAAAAUACAAAAUGAUAGAUGGAAACCUCAAGGUUCAUCAGAUAGGAGCAAAAUUAAUAAUAUUCUAAACCUUGCUUUAAGAUUAGGAGAUGAUGCUUUAGAGGAUGAAACUUUAAAACAACAACUUAAACCUCUUAUACAACGACAUUCUUAUGAAUUACGUGAACAUGGAAUAAGACGUGUUACUAUUGUACUAUUUCGUAAAGGUCAAUAUCCAGGAUAUUUCACAUUCCGAGAGUCUACAGGUUAUGUUGAAGAUCAAACGAUUCGUAAUAUUGAACCUGCUAUGGCCUAUCAACUUGAACUUACGAGAUUAUCUAAUUUCGAUAUUAAACCUUGUUUUACUGAUAAUAGACAAAUUCACGUUUAUUAUGCUGUUGGUAAAGAAAAUACUUCAGAUUGUAGAUUCUUUAUUCGAGCUUUAGUUCGUCCUGGUCGAUUACGAAAUAGUGUACGUACUGCAGAUUAUUUAAUAUCAGAAUCAGAUAGAUUGUUAAAUGAAAUUUUAGAUUCUCUUGAAAUUGUUAGUUCGGAACAUAAGAAUUCGGAUUGUAAUCAUUUAUUUAUAAAUUUCAUUCCAAUAUUUGUAUUGGAACCGAGACAAAUUGAAGAAGCUGUUAAAGGAUUUAUAGACAGGCAUGGAAAAAGAUUAUGGAGAUUACGUGUUACCGGAGCUGAAGUUCGUUUUAAGGUCGAAGAUCCUACUUUAGGAACGCAUUAUUCUUUACGUAUCAUCAUUAAUAACGUUUCUGGAUAUGUUGUUAAAGUUGAAACUUAUCAAGAGGUGAAGACAGAACGUGAUAGUUGGAUACUUAAAUCAAUCGGAAAACACGGUUCAAUGCAUUUACAACCAACUCAUACACCUUAUCCAACGAAAGAAUGGCUUCAACCAAGGCGUUAUAAGGCUCAUCUAAUGGGUACCACUUAUGUUUAUGAUUUUCCUGAACUAUUUCGUCAAGCUAUUAGAACACAAUGGAAUCGCGCAUCACAUUAUAAUCCAACUCUAAAAUGUCCAAGUGAUGUUUUGGAAGCUAAAGAACUUGUUCUCGAUGAAAAAAAUAAAUUACAAGAAGUGGAAAGAGCUCCAGGAACAAAUUCAUGUGGUAUGGUCGCAUGGAUCUUAACGCUUUUCACUCCUCAAUAUCCCAAAGGUAGAAAUAUAAUUGUUAUCGCGAAUGAUAUCACAUAUCAAAUCGGAUCUUUUGGGCCCAAUGAAGAUCAAUUCUUUUAUAAGGCAACUGAAUUAGCAAGAGAAUUAGGAAUACCAAGAAUUUAUCUUUCGGCCAAUUCUGGUGCAAGAAUUGGAUUGGCAGAAGAAGUUAUGAAUCAUUUUCAUGUUGCAUGGGUAGAUCGAGAAAAUCCAAGUAAAGGUGUGAAAUAUCUUUAUCUUGAUUCAGAAACUUACAAACACUUGGAACAAAAUGAAAGAAAAUCCGUUAUUGCGGAAGAAAUAGUUGAAGAAGAUGAAACACGAUAUAAAAUCACCGAUAUUAUUGGAUCAGAAGAUGGACUUGGAGUUGAAUGUUUGAAAGGUUCAGGAUUAAUUGCUGGAGCUACAUCACGUGCAUACGAAGAUAUCUUUACAAUAACUUUAGUCACCUGUCGUUCAGUUGGUAUUGGAGCAUAUUUAGUAAGGUUAGGACAACGUACAAUUCAGAAUGAAGGUCAACCUAUUAUUUUAACUGGAGCACAAGCACUAAAUAAAGUGUUAGGGAGAGAAGUUUAUACCGGAAAUAUACAACUUGGAGGUACACAGAUUAUGUUUAAGAAUGGAGUUUCACAUUUAACUGCACAAAAUGAUUUGGAAGGUAUUACAAAGAUUAUGCAAUGGCUCUCUUAUGUUCCAUCUGUUCGAAAUUCACUUGUACCAAUAUUCCCAAGUUCGGAUAAUUGGGACAGAGAUGUUAGUUAUAUGCCUCCUAAAGGAACUUAUGAUCCAAGAUGGUUAAUUGCAGGAAAAUAUGAAACUGAAAGAGAACCUAGUAGUUGGGUUGGUGGAUUCUUUGAUAAAGGAUCAUUUGUUGAAACAUUAGGCGGAUGGGCGAGAACGGUAGUAGUUGGAAGGGCACGUCUUGGUGGAAUCCCAAUGGGCGUUAUAGCAGUUGAAACACGUACCGUCGAAUGUAUAGUUCCAGCUGAUCCAGCUGAUAAGGAAUCACAUCAACAAAUGAUGAUGGAAGCUGGUCAAGUUUGGUAUCCUAAUUCAGCUUAUAAGACAGCACAAUCAAUUAAUGAUUUUAAUAAAGGUGAACAGUUACCCUUAAUGAUUCUUGCUAAUUGGCGUGGAUUUUCAGGUGGUCAACGAGAUAUGUUUCAAGAAAUUUUAAAAUAUGGAUCUUAUAUUGUAGAUGCUCUUGCUAACUAUAAACAACCAGUAUUUGUAUAUAUAGUUCCUAAUGGUGAACUUCGUGGUGGAGCUUGGGUUGUAGUGGAUCCUAAUAUUAAUAUUGAUAUGAUGGAAAUGUACGCAGAUACAAAAUCAAGAGCUGGUGUACUCGAACCUGAAGGUGUGGUAGAAAUUAAAUUUAGAAAACCACAAUUACUUUCAACAAUGGGAAGGUUGGAUGAAACAUAUCGUAACCUUAAGAAGUCAUUGGAUGACCCAACAAUAUCUGAAAUACAAAAACAAGAGAUCAAAAAACAUUUAGAUGCGAGAGAACAAGAAUUAUUACCAAUAUAUUCACAAAUUGCUAUACAAUUUGCAGAUUUACAUGAUACGCCAGGAAGGAUGAAAUCUAAACAAACUAUAAGAAAAGCUUUAGAGUGGAAGGAUUCUAGGAGAUUCUUUUAUUGGAGAGUUAAAAGAAGAUUACAUGAAGAAUAUAUGUUUAGAAAAUUAAUUGAAGCGAAUAAUAAAUUAAAUAGAAAUCAAAUGACGGAACAUUUAAUUAAUUGGUUUAAAGAAGAUAAUAUAGUGAAUGAUAAUAGCGAAUUUGAUUGGGAAGAAUCUGAUGAAAUAAUUGCGAAAUGGUUAGAAAGGAUAUUAGAGGAAAAUAAUAGAGACAAUCAAGAAGUAAGUGAUGACGGUGAUAAUGGCGAUGAUGAGACUAAAAUUAAUAUUAAUAAUUUAAUUCCAAAAAUCACGUUUAAAGAGAGAAUUGAGAAAGUUAAAAAUGAAGCUAUAAAACAAAGUAUUUUAGAUUUAAGUAAAAAUCAUUUAAAAGCUGUUAUUCAGGGAUUUGAAAAAUUAUUUGAAACAUUAAACACGGAAGAAAAAAAUGAAUUAUUAAAUAAGCUAGCAACAAACUGUUAAAAAAAAACAAAUCAUUAAAAAAGAAUUAGAUAAAAAGUAAUUUUUAUUCUUGUAAAAAUAAUUUGAAUAUUUUUGUACCUACAUAUAUUCUUGUAUUUCAUUAUUGUAUUUUUUUUUUCUUUGCAUAAAUUUUCAGUAUCAAUAAAAAUAAUAUAUUCACUCAUUA
Messenger RNA from Rhizophagus irregularis DAOM 181602=DAOM 197198, 6919 nucleotides. The record is from RefSeq and is a predicted model, not a curated record. NCBI's taxonomy places the organism in Eukaryota, Fungi, Glomeromycota, Glomeromycetes, Glomerales, Glomeraceae.